AGUGGUUUAUCUUUGCGGGACGCCGGGGACGAGGAAACGCCACCCAAGAUCUGUCCCCGACAGGAUCUCAGGUGCAAGCGUUUCCCGGACGGACCGGACAGGACUGCCAAAAGUGCCCACCAAGGCCGCAGUACAGGUAGCGACCCUCCUGACGCUGAGCGGCCCGCUCCCCUUUGGAAAGGCGAGCAAACCCCAGCUGCAUGGCUCACCGCCAGACAGGCCAUCCCCAGGAGGCGUGGGAGGAGAGGGAGGAACGGGGGUGGGACAGAAAACGCAGGCGCCAGUCGGUUGGGAGGCCUCCGCAGGCGCUCCUUGAGUGAAGGCCUCUCCCUGAGCCUGGUGUCAAUCAGGAUUAGGAAGGAAAUUAGUGUUUCCAGCUCCACAGGCAGUUCCUUGGCUGCAAUCUCGUCCUUCAAUGCAUCUGAAAGGCCAUGAGAAAAAGCAGCCACCAGAGCCUCAUUGUUCCAGUCCACCUCUGCCGCCAGGAUACUACACUUGAUCUUAGCCAAAAGGCCGUGAACCCUGAUGCAUGGACAUGAGCAGCUUAGCAGCCGAGGCGGAGCGAGCCAGCACAUCGAAUACCCUACGGAAGGCGUCGAUAAAACCGGAAAACUAGUGAAUCACCGGGUCACUCCUCUCCCAUAAGGGAUUUGCCAGGGCCAAGGCCUUGUCUGAGAGCAGCGAGAUUAGGAAGCCCACCUUUGUCCUCUCAGUAGGAAAAGCGUGGGGUAUUAACUCAAAAUAAAUGCCCACCUGGUUGAGGAACCCACGACACUGACUCGGCUCACCCCCAAAGUGCUGUGGAAGAGGGGCUGAACCAGUCAUACCUCUGGGCACCGCGGGCACAGCGGCAGCCGCAGUGGUAGGCGCAACAACCGGAGCAGCAGUGGGGGCGACCACCGGAGUGACAACCAGCCUAAUAGCACCAGGAGCAAGGUGCGCGGUGCGUGCAAGCAGAGUCUGCAACGCCUGAGCGAACUGAUCCAACAAGAGAUCCUGUUGAUCAAGUCUGGCGACUAACAUGGGAAGCGAAGGCAUACCUGCACCGCCAGGAUUCAU
Staurois parvus is the source of this 1059-nucleotide messenger RNA. Lineage: Eukaryota; Metazoa; Chordata; Amphibia; Anura; Ranidae. The record is from the annotation of a GenBank genome assembly.